GCGCUCUCACUCCUUCCAAGGGCAAGGCGCGGGGGGCCGGAUGUGCGCCGUGACCCAACGGAAGCGCUUGGGAGGCAGCUGGCCCGAUACGGCGGGGCCCUGCGAGCGGGGCGGAGGGAGCGGCACCGGAGGACGCUCCUAUUGCAAAAGCUGUGGUUGAAAAGAAAUAAUUUUUUUAUAAGAAGAGAAUGGAUGGAGAGGAGAAAACAUACGGUGGGUGUGAGGGCCCAGAUGCGAUGUAUGUGAAGUUAAUAUCUUCUGAUGGCCAUGAGUUCAUUGUAAAAAGAGAGCAUGCAUUAACAUCAGGAACAAUAAAAGCUAUGUUGAGUGGACCAGGACAGUUUGCAGAAAAUGAAACAAAUGAGGUGAAUUUUAGAGAGAUUCCAUCCCAUGUCCUAUCCAAAGUAUGCAUGUAUUUCACCUACAAGGUCCGCUAUACUAACAGCUCUACGGAGAUUCCUGAAUUCCCAAUUGCACCUGAAAUUGCACUGGAACUUCUGAUGGCUGCAAACUUCUUAGAUUGUUAAAUAAAAUAAAUUAUAAUAAAAAUGUAAAACUUUUUUCAGUAUUUAAUACAUGUAGUUAAGUUAGUAACUUUUUUCAGAUAGCAUGUUGCGUGUGUGCUGUUGAGAACUGUAAAGUUCACUGCAGAGGCAAUUGUCUUCAGUCCUUUUGCAUAUAGCAAUCAUUCAGUUGAGAUUUGUUUUGCUGCUUACACAAAUAAGGACCUUUUCACAACUGAGACAAAUAAACAGAUAUGCCAAUUAGUAGAUGGCUAUGCCUUAUCCUUUAGGUGUGGUAGAAUUUUCUUUUAAUACAGUGACUGUAUAAAAUACUGGAGUUUAGCUUAAUGCUCUCUAAAAGGUAAUUAUAGUUAAACACAAGUAGUUGUUUAGGGUUUCUAACUUUCUCUUAUUGGUCAAGUUUCUAAACAUCUGAACUUAAUCUCCUUUAUAAGGUGGCUGUCCUUUAGCAUACUUAUACUAACUAGAUUAGAAGUGCCCUCUCUAAGGUUUGUAUACUGACAGCAAUAUUCCAUUUAAGUUGGAAGUGGAGUACGUAGGAGAAUGUUUAAGGCCUUUAAUUUAAUCAUCAUUUAGACAAGUGAAGAAGUGUAUUUGAUGCAAUAUUCCUUUCUAACCUGAAUUUUCUCCUUCAGUAAUUACAAAUAUUCAAGUCACUAGUCUGUACAGUAACACCGUGAUCAUACUGACAGUGGCUUUUAAUCUGUGUAUAUUCUGUGUAACGUAUAAAGUUGUUCUUAAUGUACUGUCACUUGGCCAGAUAUGGAUUCUAUAUAGUUUCAGUUAUGAUUUAUUUCCAUUGUUGUGGUGGAUGACGUACUGUAUUUAAUCUUUAGAUUAGCAGUCAUUCCAGUUUUCUCAAAUAGCAACUGAAAUGAUAGCAGUUAUUCUAUUCUUUACCUCUUCCCUGACCUCUCCCUAAAAUCCACAGAAAAAGACCCUAAAUGUGGAGGCCUUGUAUUGGAUGGAAAGGGCAUUAAGAAGAUGUUUUAGGAGCUUUUUUAAAUAAAUGUAAUAUAGUUAUUUCCAAUGUUUUUACAGAUAUUUUAGAGGAAAAGGAUUGGCAAGCCACUCACAAACUAGAGUGAAGCACAUUAGCUCUUAUUAAUUCCUGCUUCCAAUUGCCUAUAUAGAUGGUUCUUAGUUUAAAACAAAUUUCCAUGAAGCAAAAAAUGAGAAAAAAAAAUAAAGAAGAACUGAGACGAAGUUGCUUCUUGUUCAGUCACGGCCUGAAGAACCCUCCUGCCAAAGUAAUCUGUAAAUGAGAAUGUGUCAUGAAAAGCAAUGCAAGAACAAUGUAGUUAGCAUUUCCACCAGCUNUUGAUUAAGAAAUGAUUGUGCUCUUUUAUGGAAAAGUCUCACUAACAGAUGCUGGAUCUCUUCAUUAAUAUAUUAACUAAGGGUGAAACUCUUGUCUAAGCCUGAUUGCCAACAUAAACACAAUCUGAGGUUUUCCAGACAAAAAAUGGUAACUUGCAUAGGCUGCGCAGUCUGCCUAUGGACGAGUUCAGUUCUGACAAAAUGAACUUACUCUGGACUUUAGCAAUGCUUGAUGGACAAGCAUUGUCAAUGUGUCAACAUGUUGAUAGAUGAGCUGAUGUUAAUUCACAUCACACACUUUGGCACAAUUUAUCGUGUUUAGCAUGGGGAUGUUUAUAAUUAGAUUGGUUUUGCAUGAUAAAGCUGAAGGGUAUUGCAAGGCGAUUGUCUGAAAUCCUAUGUCUGAGCACUAUGGUCAGUGCUAUUAGUAUCUUAUUUUCAAGAGCACUAAAAAGAACAGAGAAAUAUCUUGUUAUGUUGCUUUUGUUAGCGCCGGUAGGAAUAUACUCUAAAAGCUGAAGAAGUACUGACGUAGAUGUUGAAGUUCCAGCUACGCUGCAGGCUGACAGUCUUAAGUUCUUCAGCCAUUUUUAAUAGUCUUGAGGUCAAUGGCUUGAAGCUCAGACUGUUUAGUUUAAAAUAGAAGUAAAAAUAAUGUCAUUUAAAAAAAAUAAUAAAAA
Coturnix japonica (Japanese quail) is the source of this 2524-nucleotide messenger RNA. RefSeq names its product elongin C (gene ELOC). Lineage: Eukaryota; Metazoa; Chordata; Aves; Galliformes; Phasianidae. Gene Ontology annotation, biological process: ubiquitin-dependent protein catabolic process. The record is from RefSeq and is a predicted model, not a curated record.